ACCACAUGGCUUUGUCUCCUUUAUGGCAAAGAUUGGUGUUGUAGUCUGAGGGAACUGAGCCUCAGCCAGAUACUUGUCGAGUGAGUUCGAUAAGCCAAACAGGUUUCUGACGCACAGGAGACGGUACUCUUUACACCCCACUUAAGUGUUUCAAACGUUCCAGAUCCAACAAGAUACAGGGUCGAUGGAUUGCAGCGUGCUCCAGAUGCAUCCCUCAUGCCCAGGGGGGGUGAAGGGUGAAGCACAGGGGUGGAACCCCAGAUGUUCUGACCACACUCUGGUGUUCCUGUGUGAGUUCCGACCGUCGCCAGGCUCCCCUCCAGCCGCCGACGUCGACCAUGCCGCAGGGACUCAGUCCAGUCCAGUGUUUGGGCGGUUCGGCCCGGAGUUUGUGGAAGUUACAGUCCCUGCCCAGUGUAGCAUUCAGCAGCUGAGGCUCAGACUCUGUUUGAAGGCGCAAGAGCAGAGCUGCCACCCUAACCUCCUGGGCCUCCUGGACCCCGAGCAGUACCUCCUGCUGUACGCCCGUGGGCAGGAGUGGUACGAGAUGUACGACGACUGCCAGGUUCUCCGGACCCUGGACGUCCCCUGGAGCCGCCAAGCCGACGGGCGCCUGGCGGCGACGAUCGCAGUGACGCCCGUGGCGGCGGCCGACGAUGGCGAACGGCAGCGGCAGCAGGCCCUCCUGGCCACCCUGAUUGGCCACGACCUGGACCGGGAGGCGACCAAUCGGCUCGGAGAGCUCAUGGUCACCCGGAGGAAGCUGGCGUCUCCACGGCGACAAGAGCUGAAGUUGCGCGACAACGUGGUUUAUGCCACAGAGCCCUGGACCACGACCGCCCCGCUGCCAAGAGACCUGCAGCCCCACGGGGACAGGAGCCUGAAGAUCACACUGCACUAUCUGCAGAAGCUCAGCUUCAGCAUGGAGGUGAAUCCCUCCAUCACACCCCAGCUUCUCCUGGAGCUUUGUAACAAGGUGACGGCCGACCAGGGCUUGGAGUGCAGGCCCUCAGACAGCCUGGUUCUAAAGGUGACCGGCCGGGAGGAGUUCUUAUCAGGAGACUUCCGACUCCUGGAUUUCCUUUGGGUCAGGAAGUGCCUGAAGAGCAGCCGAGACCUGCACCUGUCGGUCCUCUCUGUGACCCAGCUCCCGCAGGAGGCUGUGCUGCUGGCUGACUGGCCCCUGGUGGACAGCUUCACGGGCCAGUCCAGCUCCCACGACGACCUCCGCCUGGAGGGAAAGGACUUGGAUGACAUAUUCAUGAUCUCCUUGUGGGACUGCGACAGGAAGUUCAGGUUCAAACUCACUGGCAUUGACAUCCCAAAGCUUCCGGCCAAAGCCCCUCCGUCCGUCUACGUAGAGGCCUCCAUCAUUUACGGCAACAAGGUCCUCCUGUCCGUUGCCUCGACGACGAAGUCCUUUGCAGACGAAGUGCUGUGGAACGAGUGGUUGGAGUUCAGUGUCCUGCUCAGUGAUCUGCCUCGCGGUGCUAAGCUGGGGCUGACCGUGAAUGCCUGUAGUAACGAAACCGCCUCAGACCACCCGCAGAAGGGCAAGGGCGGGACGCUGUUCUUCGUCAACCUCCUCCUCAUCGACCACAGGUCACUCCUGAGCCAGGGACCGUACAACCUCCACAUGUGGCCCUACCUCGGCCAGGAGGGGGAGGUGGUCACCUACCAGGCGGACCGCCUCUCCUCCGCCACCAACCCGGACGUCACCCACUGCAUGGCCAUCAGCCUGCUGCUGGACCGCUACAGCUUCCCCGUGGUGCUCCCCAACGGUGCCACAUCCCCUGAGUCUCGCUGGCCCCCGGCUGAAGCCAGACCACCCCCGGCGUCCCCUCUGUGUGGGACAGUAUCCCCUGUAUUCAGGCCUGGGUCUGCAGGCCUGGAGAGGGUCCAGACCUCUGAAGAAAUCACUCCCUCUGGAUCUCCGGUGUCUUUGGAAUCCAGAACAGGAGAACCAACGAUUUCCGGGGACUUUCCGGACAAUUUCCUUCCUCGGCUGCCGGUCUCUCCCGAGACCCCGCCAGACGCGGAAGAGAUUAAUAGGACGUCCCAUCUCCAUAGGUCUACCGCCUCUCUUUCCUCUUUCUGUCCAUCCUCGACCUCUGACGCUGCCUCACGCAUAACUACUACGACUGCUCCUGGUUGUACUAUUUAUACUGCUCCAGUUUCUACUAGUUCUACUGCUCCAGUUUCUACUAGUUCUACUACUCCUGGUUCUACUAGUUCCCCUGCUUCUUCCCAACACUCGGUCAGAACUCCUCAGAGCCCCACGGCGGAUUUGCCAGGUGUCGCCGCUAACGCCCCGACUGCUUCGAUUGGUUCAGACAAAGCCCACCUCAAGAGGUUCGGGAAGGAGCAGAGUGUUCACUAUACGGCCAACCUGCCGACCUUCCUGCGCAGCGUCGAUUGGCUGAAGAGGAACGUGGUGGAGGAUGUCCAUUGGCUGCUGGAGCACUUGGAACCCGAGGAGCUGGACCUAUCGGUGGCUCUGGAGCUGUUGAGUUUUGACUCCAUCGACGAGAGCGUGAGACGGCUCGUUGUGCAGAGGUUGGAGAGCCUGUCCAACGAUGAAGUACUCAUGUAUCUGCUGCAGCUAGUGCAAACCCUGAAGGUGGAACCGUACCACGACAGUUUCCUGGCCUGCUUCCUUCUCCAGAGAGCCCUCCGGAGCAAGAGGAUCGGACACUUCUUCUUCUGGUACAUGCGCAGCGAGGUGGCUGCCUGCCCCUACUUCCGCCAGCGGAUGGCACUGGUGCUGGAAGCCUACCUGCUGGGCUGUGGACAGGCCAUGCUGGACGGCUUCUCCCUGCAGGUGCAGGCAGCCCAGGCCCUGCAGCAGGUGGCCCUGCAGGUCAAGGAGAUGUUCCCCGACAAGACGGACCUGCCCCCCACCGCUGCUUUGCAGGUCCAGGGGCUCCUGGAGAGGAGCGACCUGCCCAAGGAGUUCCUGGUGCCCUUUGACCCCCGGGUCAAAGCAGGAGCCAUCCUGCUGAAGAGCUGCAAGGUGAUGGCGUCCAAGAAGAAGCCCCUGUGGCUGGAGUUCCAGCCCAUGCCAUCCCCCUCCCCCACCCCCCCGCUGGGCAUCCUCUUCAAGGAGGGAGACGACCUCCGCCAGGACAUGCUGGUCCUCCAGACGCUGGUGGUGAUGGACUCCAUCUGGCAGGAGAAGUCCCUGGACCUGAACCUGGUGCCUUACGGCUGCAUCGCCACCGGCCACAACAUAGGGAUGAUCGAGAUCGUGAGGAAGGCCGUCACCAUCGCGGCCGUGCAGCGCAGCGAGGGAGGCACGCACGGCGCAUUCAAGAACGACGCCAUUUUCAACUGGCUCCGCGGCAAAUGUCCGCUGCAGGAGAUCCACUUCAGGGCCAUGGACAUGUUUGUGACGUCGUGUGCUGGUUACUGCGUGGCGACCUACGUCCUGGGGAUAGGAGACCGCCACAACGACAACAUCAUGAUCACCAACCAGGGUAACCUGUUCCACAUCGACUUCGGUCACAUCCUGGGAAACAGGAAGUCCUUCCUGGGCGUGAGGAGGGAGCGGGUGCCCUUCGUCCUCACGCCGGACUUCCUGUAUGUCAUUGGCGGGGUGAAAGGUCGCGACAGCCUCUGCAUCCAGCGGUUCAAGGACAUCUGUACGGAGGCCUACCUGUCUCUGCACUCCCAGUCCCGCCUGCUGGUCACGCUCUUCUCCCUGAUGCUGCUGACGGGCAUCCCCGAGCUCAGCGCAGCAGAGGACAUGCGCUACCUCCGGGAGGCGCUGCAGCAGGAGCGCAGCGAGGAGCACGCACGCGACCACUUCCUGCAGCAGAUCGCCACCUGUGAGAACCUGGGCUGGACUGUGCAGGCCAACUGGUGGAUCCACAUGCUGGUCGGCAUCAAGUAGAGAGCAUCUGGUAGCCCAACUAGACAUCUAGUAGCCCAACUAGACAUCUAGUAGCCCAACUAGAAAUCUAGUAGCCAAACUAGACAUAUAGUAGCCCAACUAAACAUCUAGUAGCCCAACUAAACAUCUAGUAGCCCAACUGGACAUAUAGUAGCCCAUGUUGACAUCUAGUAGCCAAACUAAUGCUGCUAUCCAUUUGGAUGUACGAAGUGGUAAAGUCGCAAAUCUCCCAGCUUUCUUGCGGCAUUUCACUGAGGCACGCCCCCUUUCGGUCGUAGUAUCUCGUCGCUUUCAAAGUAGAGCGAGCAGAUCUGUACAACUAGCAAAGAAGAUGGCUGCGCCCAUAGUCAAUGGGGGUUGAGCUGUAUUUUCUUUGUAUUUGUACCACGUUGGUGGUUGUAAUGUCGAUUUGAAAUCCUCUUACACACUGGAUUUCCUUGCUGCUUUAAUCCGGUCACCAAUUUAUGCAUUGCACUGUCUUGCUUUGCGUGCAAUUCAAUGUAAAGUUGUGUUUUCAAGCUGGUUUGCUAAAGAGGCUAUGUUGCUAAUGAUGCUACUUAGCCCGCUACUACCCCUCGUGGCUCGACUAGUUUUCUUCUCAAACUCGUCGGACACAAAUGGCAAACUGGAAGGCUGGAGCAAGGGAAAUACGUCACGUUCUCACUGAAGCUGGUCGUUCGUACCAGCCUACCAUCCAAAUGGAUAGCAGCAUAAGCAUCUAGUAGACCAACUAGAUAUCUAGUAGCCCAUUUAAGCAUCUAGUAGCCCAAAUAGACAUCUAUUAGCCCAACUAGACAUCUAGUAGCCCAACUAGACAUCUAGUAGCCCAUGUUGACAUCUAGUAGCCAAACUAAAUAUCUAGUAGCCCAACUAGAUAUCUAGUAGCCCAUGUUGACAUCUAGUAGCCAAACUAAGCAUCUAGUAGACCAACUAGAUAUCUAGUAGCCAAACUAAGCAUCUAGUAGCCCAACGAGACAUCUAGUAGCCCAACGAGACAUCUAGUAGCCCAACGAGACAUCUAGUAGCCAAACUAGACAUCUAGUAGCCCAACGAGACAUCUAGUAGCCCAACUAAACAUCUAGUAGCCCAUGUUGACAUCUAGUAGCCUAACUAAAUAUCAUGUAGUUGUCCAUUCAGACAUCUAGUGGACUAUCGAAGCGAUCUAGCAGCCAAUCAUCUACCAAACUGUCUUUGUUGUACAUGUGAAAUCUACGUUAGAAUAGAAAUGUGUUAAUAAUGUAUAAUAUUAAACUUUUUAAGUGCCUGACAA
This is a messenger RNA of Gadus morhua (Atlantic cod), 5162 nucleotides long. Its product is annotated as phosphatidylinositol 4,5-bisphosphate 3-kinase catalytic subunit gamma isoform. NCBI's taxonomy places the organism in Eukaryota, Metazoa, Chordata, Actinopteri, Gadiformes, Gadidae. Gene Ontology annotation, biological process: phosphatidylinositol-mediated signaling; cell migration; phosphatidylinositol 3-kinase/protein kinase B signal transduction. Gene Ontology annotation, cellular component: cytoplasm; plasma membrane; phosphatidylinositol 3-kinase complex, class IB. The transcript has 13 exons. Gene Ontology annotation, molecular function: 1-phosphatidylinositol-3-kinase activity; 1-phosphatidylinositol-4-phosphate 3-kinase activity. The record is from RefSeq and is a predicted model, not a curated record. The coding region runs from base 185 to 3892 and encodes 1235 amino acids.